AUGUUUCUUUGGCUCGUUAGUUUCUUAAUGAUUUCAGCUUCUGUCUCUUCCCUUGAAUACAAACUACACUGGGACGUUCCCCCUGCAAAUGCUUCUACAAGUUUCAAUGAUUGGGCCUCCGAUAAACGGUUUCAAGUUGGAGACAUCAUUCGAUUUAAGUACAAGAAAGAUUCGGUGAUGCAAGUGACGAAGGAGGGUUACAAGCAAUGCAACUCUUCUCACCCGAGAUUCUACUCCAAUACGGGCAAGACCAGGUUUAUGUUUGAUCACCCAGUUCCUUACUAUUUCAUAAGUGGCACGUCCGGUCACUGCGAAAAAGGUCAGAAAAUGAUUGUUGAGGUCAUAUCUAACGACCGGACCACAACAUCUUCUGCUAUUCCGGCUACAAUGGCUGGUUGGUUCUGUUUCUUCAGCUUCACGUUACUUAUUGUAGCUUAG
Molecule: messenger RNA, 438 nt
Organism: Raphanus sativus (radish)
Lineage: Eukaryota; Viridiplantae; Streptophyta; Magnoliopsida; Brassicales; Brassicaceae
Product: early nodulin-like protein 21
Exons: 2
Coding region: 1-438 (145 amino acids)
Cellular component (GO): plasma membrane
Molecular function (GO): electron transfer activity
Source: RefSeq, a predicted model, not a curated record